Molecule: messenger RNA, 219 nt
Organism: Necator americanus (New World hookworm)
Lineage: Eukaryota; Metazoa; Nematoda; Chromadorea; Rhabditida; Ancylostomatidae
Exons: 1
Coding region: 1-219 (72 amino acids)
Source: RefSeq, a predicted model, not a curated record
AUGCGAAAGUUGGAAUGGGACGACAUGAGAGUGAAGGUCGACGGUCGGCAGCUACACCAUUUGCGCUUUGCUCAUGACAUCGUACUGAUAACACCUAACAUCAGCCAAGCGGAACGAAUGCUGACCGAAUUCAACGAAACAUGUGGAUGCAUCGGUCUUCAGCUGAAUCUAGACAAGACGAUGUUCAUGCGGACCGGAUGGGUUUCGGAUGUCCGAUGA